AAAAUAAACUCAAGUUUCUGUGUUGUACCCACUAAAUGUUGAACUGCAGCUUUAGCAAGCUCUGACCAACUUUAUCUUGAAGUGUGAACAGAAUAUUGAAAGUUUUCUGAUGUGUCUUAUUUGCUUCUAGUCUUGCUAAAUAUUUACUUAAAACCCUUAUUACUAGAGGAGUGGCUUAAAUCCUUUCAUAUUUCCUCUUUAGCCAGGAAUCUGGAGUUCUGCCAAUUAGCCUCAACAAAACCUCUUAUAGAAUAAGGCUGGGCCCAUCCUGACUUCUGAUAGAUGAAUCAUCAUUUCCAGCACUUCCUGCUAGUUCUGUCCAAUUAUUUCUUUUUGGGUUCUUGUUUGAGCCCAAAACAAAUGGCUCUGUACUUUCCAUGACAGAUUUUAAUUCUUUAACUACUUUUCUCUCUCUUCAGAAGUUUUGUUAAUCUUGUUAUUGUUUGUGUAAAUCUUGAGGAAUUUUUUUUUUUAGAGAAAGCAGUGAGAACAUAGCGCUGUUUCCCCAGGGGGAUAUCUAGCAACAGCGGAAGAAAGAAACUAUUUGCACAUACAGCCAUCAUGUCCACAGAGGAAUUGACAAGAAGACUUAAAGAAGAACUGAUCUGCUCCAUUUGCUUAGAUCGUUUCCAUGAUCCAGUCUCCAUACACUGUGGGCACACCUUCUGCCAAGCUUGCAUUAUUAAACACUGGGAUUUCAUGAACAAAAAACAUUUCCACUGUCCUAAAUGUAGAGCAACCAGCCGGAAAAGAAUCCUAAAGCCCAACCGAGAGCUGGGAAACAUUGCCAGAAUUGUCCCAAACCUGGACAAAAAAACCAAAGAAAAAGAAAAGAAAAAAGAGAAGGUAUGCCAGAGGCACCAGGAACCACUAAAACUCUUUUGCAAAAAUGAUCAAAUGGCGAUCUGCGUGGUGUGUGACAAAUCGGAAGAGCACAAGGACCAUACGGUGUUUCCUGUGGAGCAAGAAUUCCAGGACCAACUGAUAUUUUUGAAGAAAAAAAGAGAAAAACUUCUUAAAUUUCAGGCAAUGAAUGCAGCGAGGAAUACAGAAGCCAUGAAUACAAUCGGUGCUGGGAUUCAGAAAACAUCCUUGGCUUUUAAGGAGAUUUUUCAAUCCCUUGAGGAACAGAAGCAACUGCUGCUGGCCCAAUGGCACUCACUCCAGACAGCAGUCAAGGAACAGGAAGUUCAUAAUGCCACAAUUUCAGAGGAAAUUUCUUGCCUGGAUAGCCUUAUCACUAUGGCAGAAGAAAGAUGGCCAACACUAGAGCUUGAGUUUUUACAGGAGAUGCAGACUGCAUCAGUGAGGUUAAAGCAAAAGAAGUUUCAAGAGUUAGACGAUCUUCUUCCUGAAAUGGAAAAACAGCUUGCUUAUCAAACAAGACAAAAUGAGGUUGUCACAAGUACUUUGUGGAAAUUCGAAGAUGUUCUAACAUCUGUUAGGAAGAAGGAAGAUUCGAGCUCUCCUAUUGCAAAAAAGAGGAAAUCGGAAGACCAAGCAGCUGAUGAUGCUUUUGAUUAUAGCCCAGAAAGCGGAAUGCAUUCCUCACCAUCUCAGCAGCCUGAUCAAAAGGCACCAGUAGGAGAUAAUCUGUCUGAAGAUCCUAAGUGCUGGUUGUUGCUCGUCCGGACCAUGGGGGAUCUGGGGAAACCCUCGUCUCGGGUUCAGAACAGCCCUGAGCAACGAACCUCCGAGUCGAAGGUGUCGGAAGGGCUGCAUCUGCAAGCAAUCGAAGGGUUGUGGGGAGAAGCCUUGUGUGAAAAGCAUCGCGAGCCCCUCAAGGUUUUCUGCUGGGAGGACUGCGCCUUCAUCUGCUUGGUAUGCGCCAAAUCCCAGAAGCACCGAGCCCACCUGGUACGUCCCGUCGAGGAGGCAGCUCAAGAUUACAAGAAAGACAUCCAGAUCAAGCUACAUAAUCUGAAGCUGUGGAGAAUGGAUGUUGAAAGAUCAAAUCAGACUCAGGAGAAGCAAAUGGCCGUGUAUUUGGAAGACAUCGAAGCAGAGAGAAGAAAGAUUGCACAGGCAUUCCAGCAACUCCGCUCAUUUCUAGAAGAGCAAGAAAAUGGCUUCUUGGCUAAGUUGAGUGACCUGGAGAAGCAACAGGAUGAAAGUAUCACCAGACUUUCAAACAACAUUUCUUUUCUCAAUGAUCUGAUCUGUGACCUAGAGAAGCACUGUCAGAGGCCUGCGGGUGAAUUUUUGCAGGAUCUCAAGGAAACUUUAAGCAGGUAUGAAAAGGGUGCGCUCCUUUGCUUCCAAGAGACACCUGUUAACCUGGAAAAAGAUCUCAGGGCCAUCUCUCAGCAAAGUGAUCUAUUAAUGGAAAACUUCAAUUUCUCCCCAGUCAGCGUGACCCUAGACCCACGUACAGCCAAUCCCCAUCUCUUCCUCUCCUUGGAUCAGAAGACAGUCACGCACCAGGAUCACACGCAGGCCUUGCCGGACAAUCCUGAGAGAUUUGAUGCAGAGUUCUUUGUGCUGGGCUGCGAAAGCUUCUGCUCUGGGAAGCACUCCUGGGUGGUGGACAUCAAUUGGGAGCUCUGCCGGAAGCCCCUUCCACAAAUGGCGCAUUUGUACGGCUUCUCCCCGGUGUGGAUCCGCCAGUGCUUGAUGAGCACCGAACCUUCGCUGAAACACCUCCCACAGUCUGAGCAGACCUCAUCGCAGGAACUUACCGGGCUCCAUGCCCAAGCGAGGCUCCCCGUUUUAGCGGACUUUCAAUCCCGAGGCGGCUCUAAGCCGCAGCGCCGGAACGCCGAUGCCCAUCUCACUUUCCGUCCAAAUUCUUGCGGCCUUUUGUGUUGCCCCGAGAAGCAUGGUGGAAAAUGUAGUCUGGAGAGCGAAGAAACGGGAUGCCCUCUGGGUAGUGUAGUUCUGCGUUGGCCGCUUGGCACCCACUACGGCAUCGCGCUUUGCGGGGAUGGGCGACGUCCGACAUGGAAACGUCGGGGAUGUCAAAAUCGUUUUGGGCUUCCAUUGGGCUCGUUUAAAGCGCGCGUCCUUGGCCUUCCGCCCAGCUGCGGGCCGCGGAAACUCAACGGAGGCGGCAGGCAGAUCUCGCACGCGAAACGCAGUCCGGCGCGUUCGUUAGGGACCCCGACGAAGCGUCACCGUACCAUAGAGAGAGGAGCCAGAGGCGGUCUAGAACGCCUCUCGGGCUUUCCCUUUCAGUUCCGGUGUGAGCGAGCGGGGGAGGGGGAGAGUGGUAGUUUGGUAGAGUUCGGUUGGUCGAGGGGUGGGGGACUGUCUGUCAGCCUGGCUCCGGCCGUUGUGACUCUUGAGGGCGAGCGAGCGAGGAGGAGGAGGAAGAGGAAGAGAAGGAGGAGGAGGGCGCGAGCUCUUGGAGGAGCAGGGAGGAGGCCUCGCAGUACCGGCCGAUUCCGGAGUUGGCCGAGCGGGCUGCGGGGGCCGAAGAGAAGCGGGCGGGUGCGCCGCCUUCUCCUCCCGGGUAUCUUUGGGGAGGGAACUUCCCGGCGGCGGGCAAGCAGGGAAGGGUCUGGAAGUCCUGGUAGGGCCGAGGAAAGCACUCGGCCUGUCGGCGCGCCUAGUCCGCCGCGGCGUAGCGGUCUCAUGGCAGCCGCAGUAGCUGCGGGGGGCUCCGGGGGCCCGCUGAACCCUGUGGCGACCCUCCACGAGGAAGCCGUCUGUGCCAUCUGCCUGGAUUACUUCGUAGACCCGGUGUCCAUUGGAUGCGGCCACAACUUUUGCCGCGUGUGCAUCACUCAGCUUUGGGGUUCUCGUGACGAAGAAGAUGACGACCCAGGAGCCUCUGGCUCAGAAGGGGCUGAUUAUGAGGAUGAUGGGGGGAUCGAUGACCUGGGGCCUGAGGAAGACGGGGAUUACGACGACAACGAUCUGGAGGACAAUGAUUAUUUAGACGACGGAGAUAUGGGCGACGAGGAAGAAGAGGAUGAUGUAUCCAGGGACGAGUACGAUGAUGAAGAUGAAGAUGGCUGGGACGAUGAUGACAGAGAGUACUGGGACCAGGACAUAUGGAAUGCUAGUAUGGGGAGUGAUUUGUUUUUUGAUAAUUAUGAUGAGGACGAGGAAGUAAUGGAUGAAGAGCCAGAAGAGAUGGCAGAAUAUACAGUGCCGGCAACUCCGCCUACUCCGCAGCGGCAGCCUUUCACUUGCCCUCAGUGCCGCAAAACUUUUCCUCAUCGCAAUUUCCGACCCAAUCUUCAGCUGGCCAAUAUGGUGCAGAUCAUCCGACAGAUGCAUCCACAACCACUGAAGCCUGUCAUUUCGUCAGCUCACGUGGUGGAGAUGGCAGCAGCAGGGGAUUCGUCAGGGGUGCCAUCUACUUUAGCUGCAAGUCAUGCUCCAAGAGCCCUGUGUGAGAAACACCAGGAGCCACUUAAGCUCUUUUGUGAGGCAGAUGAAGAGCCCAUCUGUGUAGUGUGCAGAGAGUCACGAACCCAUAAACACCACAGUGUUAUGCCACUGGAGGAAGUUGUGCAAGAAUAUAAGGCUAAACUCCAGGGUCACUUGGAUCCAUUGAAAAGGAAACUGGAGUCAGUUCUGAAGCAGAAGUCAAAUGAAGAGGAGAAGAUAACAGACAUCAGGAACAAGAUGAAACUUGACAUGAAAGAGUUUGAGUCGGACUUUGAGCGGCUGCAUCAAUUCCUGGUUGGAGAGCAAGCCAUGCUGCUUCACCAGUUGGAAGAUCGCUAUGAGAUAGUAGUAGCAAGCCAGAGUAGCAACAUCUCUCACCUGGAGGAGCAAGGUGCUGCACUAAGCCGUCUUAUUGCGGAAGCAGAAGACAAGAGCAAGCAAGAUGGUCUGCAGAUGCUCAAGGAUUUCAAAGGCACUUUAGUCAGGUGUGAGAAUAUCACAUUCCAGGAUCCAGAGAUGGUGCCAGUGGACACAGGAAAGAAAUACCGGAACUACUUCCUUAUAGAUGUUUUAAUGAGGAAGAUGGAGAAGGUCUUUAACAAAGCACCUCAAGCGGAUUUGACUCUGGACCCUGAAACAGCUCAUCCACGGCUCACCCUUUCCUCAGACUCUCGCAGCGUCCGACUUGGGGAACGUUGGCGGGAUCUGCCAGAUAACCCAAAGCGCUUCGAUUCCGACUACUGUGUGUUGGCCGUGCAGGGCUUUAUGUAUGGUCGCCACUACUGGGAAGUGGAGGUGGGUGGCCGGCGAGGGUGGGCUGUAGGGGCAGCCCGUGAAUCGGCCCGACGAAAAGAGAAAUCCAGCAGUGGUUCCCACCAGAAACGGGAGAUCUGGUGUGUAGGAACCAAUGGUAAGAAGUACCAGGCCUUGACUACCACUGAGCAGACAUGCCUUUCCCCGGCUGAGAAAUUACGGCGCUUUUGUGUCUACCUGGACUAUGAACGAGGCCAGCUAGGAUUCUACAAUGCUGAAAACAUGGCUCAUAUUCACACCUUCAAUGCUUCAUUUCGCGAGCGCAUCUUCCCCUUUUUCCGCAUUCUUUCUAAGGGGACCCGCAUAAAAAUCUGCAAUUGAUGCGAUUGCAGCUGUUGCACAUAGCUGAAUUUAUCCCUUGAGGCCUCUGCUUCAUCCCAGUCCUCCCAUCCCCACACCUAAUUAUGCCUGAUAAGAGUUUCUCUUCAUCCUUGGACUCUGAUGGAUUCCUUAUCGAGCUCAUAUUUCGGAUUCCUUUUGACAGAGAUUCUUCCCUUUGAUGAGUUCAGUUUUGCACAGUUCUACUCUGGUGCUUGACCAGGUCGUGGAUCUGAUUUUAUUUUGCUCGUGGUCCAGAUCCAUUUUAGCAAAAAAAAACGUGCUUUCUCUUUCCUUAUUCCUUUGUGAUAGAAUCACACGUCAGCUGAUUAUACUAUUCUCAUCUUUAGAUGGCUGAGACGCUGACCUUCAGAAGAUAAAUUAGACCUUUAUGAGCAUGUAAUUAUAAGGUUGGUGGGACCUGCCAUAGCUUUUGACUUGGGUUUAACAAUCCAAAACUACUUCUUGACUUUUCUGAAGAUACUUUCUAGUCAGGCUUUGACAACUUAAACAAAAUAUAGACCUAUAUGUGGUAGUUUUUCUCUGUUUUGAAUUCCUCCGAUCAGACAAGAUGACUGUUCCAAUAUGUUCUUGGGGUUUGAUCAAAGUCCAUGCUUUAAGCUGGGAUGAGGAACAUAUGGUUCUCCAUAUGUUACCGAAUGACAGUUUCUAAGAGCCCCAACAAUCACAGCCUAUGUUGAAGGAUACAGGAGUUGUGCUCCAGUAACAUCUGGAAAAUGAACAGCCCCAAUGUUAAUCUGUGUUGCUGUCAGCAGAGCCUGGAUUCCUGUAGCCGUCACAAUAGCUUUGCAUUUUAAAGCAACAAUAUGGAAAUAUUUUGACAGAUUCCUAACGCUAUUAUUCCUUCUUUAAUUGCUCCAAUGCCUUUAUUCUGAUUUCCUGUUUUUGCAAUUUACUAA
This is a messenger RNA of Notechis scutatus (mainland tiger snake), 6389 nucleotides long. Lineage: Eukaryota; Metazoa; Chordata; Lepidosauria; Squamata; Elapidae. The record is from RefSeq and is a predicted model, not a curated record.